AUGACACUCGGCGUGUUAGACACGCUGGCUGUAAUUGACCAUGAACAAGUAGAAAGAGGCAUCACGUGGAUCAAGCGAGAGAUCAAGAAGCGCUGCAUUUUAGGAAAAACUGAGUACUUUACAGCGACAUGGGAAGAAUUUUGGGGCUAUUUUGAGCGGACGUGGCUCGAGCAGUACUCGAUUGACGUGUGGAACGUAUUUGGUCUCGGCAACGAGCUCGUUGCGAGGACCAACAACCCGCUCGAACGUUUCAGUAGAGAGCUAAACAGUAGAUUUCCUACUCCGCAUCCUUCCAUGGCCACAUUUGCGACCGUCAUCAAGACGAUAGCAGCCGAGUACGUUCGUCGAAUUGGCGACGUGCCCAGCGCCCGUGCCCACAGAGUUCCACGCGAGCGGAUCCACUCCCAGAGCCCGUCAAUAUUCCUACCAACAUCGACAGCGAUGUGGACGAAGCUACGGCGCUUUCUCUGCGCGCCUCCGACUCCACUCCAGUCUCCACUUAGGUCGUGCCAGGUAUCUAGUAACACAACCCUCCAAAGCACUUAA
Molecule: messenger RNA, 546 nt
Organism: Phytophthora nicotianae INRA-310
Lineage: Eukaryota; Oomycota; Peronosporomycetes; Peronosporales; Peronosporaceae
Exons: 1
Coding region: 1-546 (181 amino acids)
Source: RefSeq, a predicted model, not a curated record